AAUCUCCAGCUGGUGGUACAGACAAAAUGCUGUGCGAGAGUACGCUCGAGGUGGGAGCGAACGGGGGACGGGGGUCAAAGAAAGAGGAGGGGGCAACAGAAGGUUACACUGCGCCUUUUGAGAUGACCAGUUUAGUUCUGCUUGGCAUCCGAAGCGCAUGCUGCGCAGAGUCCAAGGGUGACACGGUGACCAUCCUUCGACCAGCUGUUGCGAAGCUGAUUCAACAACCAGUCAAGUCGACCGGUGCACGGGGAAACGCCACAAGAUAAUUAUGCCGUGUGUUCCGCUGAUCAAGGAGCUUGCUGCCAAAAAUCGCAUUGGUGCUGGUGCAGUCUGACGUUUCUGGAGCAUACGGUUCCAACAACUGGCGAUCACGCACGUGUACAACAUUCGCAACUGCUACAUGUCAAAGCGCCUUCCUCGAAGCAUGAGAGCAAAAAAUUGAGCGUAAUGCGGGAGACGCGUUGGCUUUCAACUUGUGAAUGAUCAGAUCAGCCGCGGGAUCUGGGUACACAAAGUGAACGGUGAACGGUGCCACUUCGAGCGCGAGCACUGUCCUAGAGAGCGGGAGUCGCAACGACAUUUGUGUGACGCGUUCGCUAUUUGCAGGGGCAGCUGGUUUUCCUCUGAAUGAUGCUCGAUCGUAACACGUGGAACAUCAAUAAAAUCGAUAAAGUGUUCAGCGCAUGUUGCGGAAACGUGGCGAGCAUUGACUCGUUUCCCUACACCUUCAACAUACGUUUCACUGCGGCGCACACUUGGCUGCUGAUAAACGACACUUGUGAAAUCGGCGUAGACAUUUUCACUGCUGCCGAGAGCCGGAGGGAAGGAGAACCGUCAACAGAAAAACAUUGGUAGCAACCCGGCGUCGUUACUUCACUAGCGCACUUCCUGAAAAAGAUAUCAACCACGCCGUCGAGGCAACUUUCGCCUAAAGAAAAUCCGAGAGGCGUGUGUCACGUCUUGGAAAACGAUUUGAAAAACUGGUGCAAUCGUUGUUCGAUCAGAUUCGGGAAUCCAGCGAAGACUAACGAAGCCACUCGGAGAAGCACGUUGCGAGUAGAGGUCACGAAGAGCAGAUAUGAGCACGAGUAGUCGUUGGUACGUGAUCUAAGAAUAUCGCGGUGUGGAUCGUUGAACCGGUGAGGGGGCUCCCUUUCUUCUUUCCACGUGUCGUGCUGCCCGGGAGAAAUAAAUCAGAAACUUUCUCUGACAACGCAAGGCUCGGCGUCAGUACUCCGUAAACGAUGUCGGGGGACACCACGUCUGACGACGAGGGAUCGCAGGAGGAUCCGCCGCGAUAUGACAUCGAUGAUCUGGAGAUCAUUAAAACUAUUGGCACAGGCACAUUCGGCAGAGUGGUCCUCUGCAGGCAUCACGGUACACCUCUCGCUCUGAAAAUCCUUUCCAUGGUCGACGUGAUCAGAUUGAAGCAGGUUGAGCACGCGCGCAACGAAAUCACGAUCCUGAAAGAAGUUAAGCAUCCUUUCAUCGUCAACAUGCUGUGGAGCGGUAGAGACAAAGCCAGAGUGUACAUGUUACUGGAGUUUGUUGCUGGCGGGGAACUCUUUUCUUACCUGAGGGCGGCGGGUAGAUUUGCUGGACCCACGAGCUGUUUCUAUGCAGCCGAAAUAGUCUGUGCCCUGGAGUAUCUGCACAGUAAGCACAUAGUUUAUCGGGAUCUCAAGCCGGAGAAUCUUCUGUUGGACAGCCAAGGCCAUCUCAAAAUCACCGACUUCGGUUUUUCGAAGAAACUUACGGACAGAACAUGGACCUUGUGCGGCACGCCAGAAUACUUGGCGCCGGAAAUAAUUCAAAGCAAGGGACACAAUAAAGCUGUGGAUUGGUGGGCAUUGGGCGUCCUAAUCUACGAGAUGUUGGCGGGAUACCCACCGUUCUUCGAUGACAAUCCUUUCGGAAUCUACGAGAAAAUCCUGAGUGGUAGGAUAGAGUGGCCGAAACAUAUGGACCCCAUAGCGAAAGAUCUGAUUAAGAAAUUGUUGGUCGCCGAUAGGACGAAGAGAUUGGGAAACAUGAGGCAAGGUGCUGAAGACGUCAAAAGGCAUCGAUGGUUUAAAUUAGUGGAGUGGCCUCUGGUGCCGCAAAGAGCCUUGACACCCCCGAUAAGACCACGUGUGAAAACGCCGGGCGACGCAAGCUGCUUCGACGAUUACCCUGAAAUCGAUUGGCGUUCCCAACCACCCUUACCGCCGGAUCAAUUAGCCCUAUUUCAAGAUUUUUGACAAUUGAUAUGACGAUAUCGUUGAAUAGUCGCGAUAUUUUACAAUUAACAUUAUUUCACAUUCAACAAAUUCGGUAAAUGGCGAUGUAUAAAGAUACUGCGCUAAAAGAGCACAUCUUUCGGCAUAGAGCGAACGUGAUCAAACGUAAUUUCGACGACGCUUUCGAUUACGUUUGAUAAUUAAUUUUCUACUCUGUACAUAGGCGACUUUUUAUAUCUCGUUGUAUAUUAUUUAUUUAUACAUGCUAGACAUGUCUAGACUAGGCAUCCUUUUUCAUUGUUUCUUGCGAAUCCUGUAAAUAAAGAAUGUACAGCGAA
This is a messenger RNA of Ooceraea biroi (clonal raider ant), 2560 nucleotides long. RefSeq names its product Protein kinase, cAMP-dependent, catalytic subunit 3 (gene Pka-C3). The record is from RefSeq and is a predicted model, not a curated record. Lineage: Eukaryota; Metazoa; Arthropoda; Insecta; Hymenoptera; Formicidae. Gene Ontology annotation, cellular component: cAMP-dependent protein kinase complex; cytosol. Gene Ontology annotation, biological process: protein phosphorylation. Gene Ontology annotation, molecular function: cAMP-dependent protein kinase activity; ATP binding.